GUGCUUCUUGGGGGGAACAUCCUUUAGUAUAUCUCUACAAAGAGACAAUAUUUAUAAAAUAAUUAUAUAAGUGUAUACGCAUAUUAAUUUUAAUUAUAAUUCGAAAUAAAAUCUAUAUUGUAAUAAUAAGUUUAAAAAGUUCACAUAAACACAAUUUCCUCAACUUGUGUUAUUUAUUAUGGAUAACUAAAGAAAAAUUUCCUGUGGAACACUGUUAUAUUAGCAAUUUGGUGUUUAAGCCGAAAUGUUUUGAAUUCAACAAAAAGUGUGCAAUAUUUUUGAUUAACGGCAAUAUAACAACAGUUGGUAUUGUCAAAGUGAGAAGUGAAAUUCUUUCAGUUUUUUUUUUAUUAAAAAUUUAAUUAGAGAAGAAUAAAAAAAAAAAAUAUUAUAAAAUAAAUAUUUUCGCAUAUUCACAACCACAUACACGAAUAUAAAAUUAUAAUGAAGCAUUUAACAUAAAAAAAAAAUAUUUAAUUUUUAUUAUCAGUUUUGAUUUUCUGAUAUUUUUUGGAUAAAAAAUAUUAAAAUCAUUAAUACAACAUUAAAAAACCAAACAAAAAAGGAUUAAAAAUUUUUUAAUAAAAUGAAAUCAGUUAAAUUCUUAUUGAUUUCAUUUUUCACAAUAUGUAUUGGAGCAAUAUUAGGAAUCGAUUUCCGUGGGCAAGGAAUUUUAGAUGCCUUCAUGGAUUUCAAUUUAAUGGAAAUGAUACCAGUGCCACCAGAGAAUGGUGUUGAAUUUAUUACCGGUUCUGAUGGUUUUGUUGCAUAUCAAUUUAAAACUGGAGCUGAUGUUAAAUUUCCAUAUCGUCUUGUAUUACCAGAAAAAUUAAAUGAAUUUGCAAUUAUGGCAACAUUUCGUCCAAAUUCACGAACUGGUGGCUAUUUAUUCAGCAUUGUAAAUCCAUUAGAUACAGUUGUACAAUUAGGUAUACAUAUAUCACCGGCUGAUCGACGUGAUAAAUGGAAUAUUACAUUAUUAUACACUGAUGCUAGUAUACAUAUGGCAACUAAAAAAUUAGUAACAUUUGAAAUUGAUUAUUCUAAGAGAUGGCAGAAAAUUGCAUUUGAAGUAUUAAGCAAUAAAUUGACUUUCUUUUAUGAUUGCGUUGAAGUUGAAAUGAGAUUGGUGAAAAGGGAACCACCUGAAUUAGUGUUUGAUUCAGCAUCAACACUAUAUCUAGCACAAGGUGGUUCAAUGUUAAAAGGGCACUUUGAGGUCUGUAAAUUCUAA
Molecule: messenger RNA, 1234 nt
Organism: Condylostylus longicornis
Lineage: Eukaryota; Metazoa; Arthropoda; Insecta; Diptera; Dolichopodidae
Product: collagen alpha-1(XV) chain-like
Exons: 6
Coding region: 587-1234 (215 amino acids)
Source: RefSeq, a predicted model, not a curated record